Molecule: messenger RNA, 1752 nt
Organism: Diaporthe batatas
Lineage: Eukaryota; Fungi; Ascomycota; Sordariomycetes; Diaporthales; Diaporthaceae
Exons: 4
Coding region: 1-1752 (583 amino acids)
Source: RefSeq, a predicted model, not a curated record
AUGGCACCGAAACGGCAACCGCGCGAGUACAGCGCCGCAGAACUGGCCAUGAUAGAUGACAUCGGCGCUGGUCGUGUCGAUAAGCUCCCCAUGGAGGACAGCGGCAUGCUUCCUCGUGGUGCUUCUGCCAUCGAGAGUCUUGAAAGCCGUCGAACGGGUCUGCAGAAUUCCUGGAAUGAAGCUAUAAAGAAUGGGAAAUUUGAAGACGAAGACGCCGCGUUUGUCGUGGGACAGCAGGAGCUUGCGAAUGGAUCGCUUGCUCGCAUGAGACGAGCGGCAGAAGCAUCGUACAUGGCUCUCAACACUCACUUCAACUUCAACGAUCGCCGUCUUCGACAAAACCGCAACGGUCAAGUUGCCCCUCGAGCACAAUUCUCCCGAGGCGAGCGAGGUCCUUCUCGCGCUGGACUGACUCACACGGGAGACGGCCCUGUUGAGCUUCGCGGGUCAGCGCAUCAUAGUGGUCAACCAGCUUCUGCACGCCCCAUGACUACGCCUGCGCACCAUGCUCGGCCAGUGGCCCAGCCUACUGCUGUUCUUGUCCAGACUCAUGGCCCUCAACAGGACGUUCAGGUACGGACGACUGAUACCGGUAUGAAGUUCCAGCUGUCAGCUGGACACUCGAUACUGUUCCAAGCAGCGGUCAGAUUUGCGUCGCCAAUGUUCAACGACCGAACCGGGGAAUACCCCGGAACAAUUUACCUGGUCGAUGGCCCUGUCGGCGCCGACGAUCAGAUCAUCCUCCAUCUUGACGAGGACAGUGUGGAGGACGUGAAACGUCGUACCAAAGAAUAUGUCGACUAUCUUUCUGAUUCUGAUCGACUCAUUCUCCAGUUCAAGGAUGACGCUGGUUGCACCACCUGGUUCGUCGUGAUAUUCCGCCAGAGGGAUAUCAUGGAGUCGUUCGUGAGUGCCCUACGAGACUUCACCGACCGACUCAAGCAACCACUUGCAACCCCUGUUGUCACUCCGGCCCAAGCAGACACUAUGAGGGGUUUCUCGGCGGCGAUUGUCGAGGACAUUGUGACGUGGGCAAUACACAUUGUCUCUUUUAUUCGAGACGCAGGCCCUCCCGAAUUGGCAACUUCGGACGCACUACCUGGAAUCAUCCGAGGAGCGUCGGCUGCGGUUUUGAUGGAGAAGCAUGCUGACUUUGCGAGCCUCGACUCUAAGCAGCGGGUCACUUUCGUCGAUGAAGUCUACGCCCCACAGGUAUUCGACAGAUUCAAGAGAAGAAUGUUUCCCAAUGAACCUAAAUCAGCAGACGCGCCCAGUGAGCGCUGUCGGCUGACAUAUACCACGGAGAGGCUCCUACAGCUUCACUGCAAGGCCUAUGGGAAACCUCCAAAAUUGGCCGAGCACGAAUUUCUCCCACAGACCACCCCAGAGACUCAAGUCCGGAUUCAGCAGGUAAUCCAACGAGCUCAUGGAGUCCUGAAGGCACCAGAUCUGUCCAUCCCGACACCUGGUAUCACUGUGACUACAACGGACCCCAUGCCAACUCCGGAGGAGCCUCUCAUCGCCAUUCAUGGUGAGAUGAACGGGCUCAACUCUUCCAGACAUAACAAGGACGGUGGUGACGUCCUUGGAACAGUCGCAGGACAGUUCACAGGCGUGUUGGCCAACGAUAAGUCCCAUCUAGCAGACUUGAUGUGUCUCGACGGAGGGGAAGACUUCGACUUGAUCCGGGCGCAAGACCCCGAGGUGGCCGAGAUUGCUGACCGCUUUGCGCGAGUCAGCUUUGUCGAUUGA